UGACAGUUUCAAACUACCAUAUCUUUGCCUUCCCAAUACACCCUUUGUCUCUGCUUCUCUAUCUUCUCCAUAACUUGUUUAUGGAUUCUUCUCUUCUUGAGUGGUAAUAAUUAUUUUCAGCCCAAAACCUUUGAAAAAGGAAUGGAGCUUUUUUUAUGCCCUAUGUAGAGACAAAGACACAAAAGUACUUUGGUUGCUUUUUGUUUUGUUGGCUUUGAUAGACUUGCAAUGCCAGACAAGGUAAGGUCACACUUUGUUCUAAGACACUCAAAGCUUCAUUUUUAAUUAAAAAAAAUCAUUUUUUUCCCCUUUGAAAAUAACCAUCCAUUCUUCCGAGAGGAGUACUCAUUUUGUUGUUGCUUCUAAGUUUUGACCUGUUAGCUCAAAUGGGUUUUGGUUUCUUUGGUUCUUUACUAAUUCUAUCACUCUUCUUCAAGCAUUUUACUUGUCAACUACCCAACACUGAUGGGUUUUAUGUCUCUAACUUCUUGAACAAAAUGGGUUCAAACUCUUCUUUGUCUUACAACUUCCCUGGUUCUGUUUGUUCGUGGGUGAGGGUGAAUUGUGAUGAUACCAAGGAGAAUGUUAUUGCAUUGAAGGCUUCAGGUUUAGGCCUUUCUGGUUUGAUUCCUGAUACCACCAUUGGAAAGUUAGCUCAGCUUCAGUCAUUGGAUCUUAGCAAUAACAAAAUCACUGCUUUGCCUUCAGAUUUUUGGAGUUUAGUCUCACUUAAGAGUCUUAACCUCUCAUAUAAUCAGAUUUCAGGGUCUCUCCCAAACAAUAUUGUCAACUUUGGUCUGCUUGAAGUUAUGGAUCUCUCUGGUAAUAAUUUCUCUGGGGAAAUUCCUACAACUAUAAGCUCACUAGUUAGUUUGAAAGUUCUUAAGCUUGGUGGUAAUGGGUUUGAAUGGAGCAUUCCUGAAGGAAUUCUAAAUUGCCAGUCUUUGGUUUCACUUGAUUUCUCUUCAAACCAUCUAAAUGGUUCCUUGCCAGAUGGUUUUGGUGCUGCAUUUCCUAAGCUCAAAACUUUAAACCUUGCUAGAAAUGAGAUUCAUGGCAGGGUUAUGGAUGUUGCCGAAAUGAAGUCUCUAACAAGCCUUAACAUUUCCAGGAACUUGUUUAAGGGUUCAGUCGUGGGUGUAUUUCAAGGGCAGUUGGAAGUGAUUGACCUCAGCAAGAACGAGUUUCAAGGUCACAUUUCUCAGGUACAAUUCAAGUGGUCUCAUUUGAUUUAUCUAGACUUAUCUGAGAACCAACUCAGUGGAGAAAUUUUCAUGAAUCUCAGUCAAGCUCAGAAUCUUAGACAUCUUAAUCUUGCAUGUAAUAGAUUUGCUAGCCAAAAAUUCCCGAGAAUUGAAAUGCUUUUGGGUUUAGAGUAUCUCAACUUGUCUAAAACCAGCCUCAUUGGCCACAUUCCAUCACUGGCUAACCAAAACCUCAAAUCACUUGAUGUUUCACACAACAAUUUGAGUGGAGAAAUCCCCAUUUCUCUCUUGGAAAAACUCCAUUUUAUGGAGAGAUACAACUUCUCUUACAACAACUUAACCCUUUGUGAUUCAGGGUUAUCUUCUGAGAUCUUGGAAACAGCCUUUUAUGGCUCAUUAAACAAUUGCCCUAUUGCUGCAAAUCCUGCCCUUUUCAAAAGAAGACCCCACACACAUAAAGGGUUCAAGCUUGCCCUAGCUUUAACCCUCUCCGUGGUCUGCUUGCUUGGUGGAUUGCUAUUAUUAGCCUUUAGUUGCAGAAAGAAAUCCAUGACAUGGAUUGUUAAGCAACCUUCAUAUAAAGAGGAGAACAUUUCAGGUCCUUUUUCCUUUCAAACGGAUUCAACCACAUGGGUGGCUGAUGUUAAGCAGGCAGCAUCAGUCCCAGUAGUGAUAUUUGAGAAACCAUUAUUAAAUCUAACAUUUGCAGACCUCUUGACUGCAACUUCUAAUUUCGAUCGAGGCACACUACUAGCAGAAGGGAAAUUCGGGCCUGUUUAUAGGGGAUUUCUGCCUGGUGGAAACCAUGUAGCUGUUAAAGUUUUGGUUCAUGGAUCAAGAUUAACAAACCAAGAAGCUGCAAGAGAGCUCGAGUCUCUUGGUCGAAUCAAACACCCCAAUCUUGUUCCAUUAACUGGUUAUUGCUUGGCUGGGGAUCAAAGGAUUGCCAUUUAUGAUUACAUGGAGAAUGGGAACUUGCAGAACUUGCUCUACGACUUGCCACUUGGUGUUCAAGCAACUGAGGAUUGGAGCACUGAUACAUGGGAAGAAGAAGGCAACAAUGGUGUACACAAUGUUGGGUCUAAAGGACUAUUGCAAACCUGGGGAUUUCGAUACAAAAUCGCCCUUGGUGUUGCACGAGCACUGGCAUUUCUUCAUCACGGUUGCUCACCUCCAUUAACCCACAGAGAUGUUAAAGCUAGUAGUGUUUAUCUUGACUCAAAUUUAGAGCCUAGAUUAUCUGAUUUUGGACUAGCUAGUGUUUUUGCGACUGGUGCAGAGGAUGAAAUUGUACCACCUGAACCAAAAUCCGAUGUAUAUUGCUUUGGGGUUGUUUUGUUUGAGCUAACAACAGGGAAAAAGCCAAUUGGAGAUGAUUAUCCAGAGGAACAAGCAGCAAAUUUAGUGAGUUGGGUUCGAGGGUUGGUGAGAAAGAGCCAAGGAUCGAAAGCUAUUGAUCCUAAAAUCCGUGAAACAGGGCCAGGUUAUCUAAUGGAGGAGGCCCUGAAGAUUGGAUAUUUAUGCACAGCUGAUGUUCCCAACAAGCGACCAACCAUGCAACAGAUUGUUGGUCUUCUCAAAGAUAUUGAACCAAGAGCUACUGUAUGAAAAACAAUGAUAUAAGAAUCACCAUGGCAGGGGAUAUAUGUAUAGUGAUUGUUAAAUUAUGUCUUGGACCCUGCUAUCUUUCUCUUCACUUUUCCAUUCUUGGCAUCCUAGUUUUAAGGGUUUAUCAUUUCAAUGGAAAAUCAAUUAUUUGCUCGGUCUAACUCUCGUAUGUAUUUCAAGAUUAAAUUCCUGCUGAAAUAUUUUGAUUCUACAAA
Molecule: messenger RNA, 3028 nt
Organism: Gossypium raimondii (Peruvian cotton)
Lineage: Eukaryota; Viridiplantae; Streptophyta; Magnoliopsida; Malvales; Malvaceae
Product: probable LRR receptor-like serine/threonine-protein kinase At2g24230
Exons: 1
Coding region: 387-2813 (808 amino acids)
Biological process (GO): protein phosphorylation
Molecular function (GO): protein binding; ATP binding; protein kinase activity
Source: RefSeq, a predicted model, not a curated record